AUGCAAUCUAUGUUCCGUCUCUCAUGGAGUACGGAGUCGCCUGGCGACAAGAUCAUGGAAAAAGCUGCGCUGCACAAGCCAAAACCGAUGCCCAUCUGCGAAAUGCCAAACUAUUUGAGCAAAAUAAAGCGGAAGCGGGUCGACAGUCCCGAACCAGCAGUGUCGCAGCAUGCGCAGGUUGUGAAGAAGUGGAAGAGUGCGCAAGGAGAGAUGAGGCCAGUAGUGGCUGCGAACGGAGCCGCGAACUCUGUGAAUGGAGUGGUUUCUGAGUCUGCGAACUCUGUUGAGCCGCAAGACGUUGCCAAGGUUGCCUCUGCAGAAGUAUUGGAGUCGCGCGCAAAGGCGCAACCUACCAAGAAAGAAGGUGUAUGCAAGAGCAGAGUACCAAAGUCUCAGAGACCAGUUAUCAAAAUCGAGUCUGUCAACACACCAACCGCAUCUGUGGAAUCAAACUUGACCAGCGUGCAACAAGCGAUCGAGGCGCAAAUCAACUACGAGGUUUUACUAAAGCACAACGAACUCCGUCUUAUCGAGCAAGAACUGGCGAAAUGUCAAAUUUCGCUGGAACAGCUGAGACGUUGUUCGAUUAUUCCAUUUCCCGGUACCGAGGGGCUAUCUCAGGAUCUUAGCCUCGGUGUUGGAUCGUCUCUGCAAACACCUUCUGGCUACACUGAACCUCAAUACGCAGCACCUUGGGGUGUCGCAGAUGGUCCUUACACUCGCCAUUACGCCAAAUGGCUGAUCUCAGAUAUCAAGUUCGACCCCAUGUCCGAACGUGCACUCACUCAGCAAGCCCAGGGUUACUUUGGAACUGGUGAAGGCCGGACGACACGCGGCAGCUUUGCAGACUACGGUUCAGCGAGUAAAGGCCGCAUGUCACGAACUUCGACUGGAAUGUUGAAGAUCCCGCCGCUCGGUGAAACUCCAGCACCAGCACCAAAGGUUGACCCUCUGCUGCACAAGCGAUCCACGGACGGCCAAUGGGUGCGACUUUACUGCGCUCAGUGCGGUCACAGCAACUUCUCGAACACGCAAGGAUUCCUAAACCACUGUCGAAUCAAGCACAGUCAAGUUUUCAAGAGUCACGACCAGGCAGCCAUUGCUUGUGGUAUUCCUGUUGACAUCAAUGAAGCUGGUAAUCCGGUCACGGCAACUGAACCGACAGGCUCCCCGGUUGCCACACCGACAGUGGUUUUCCCUGUCCCUACGGCCCCCGGCAUUGUCCAUCCACUGGCAUCGCAGCCUGCCCCUCCACCGCAAGCCAAGGAUGUACAUCGUGAUUUUAACAAGUCGCCAUGUGAUGAACCAACACCCGCCACACCCGCUAGCUUCACCAAAUCAUCCUCGACGCCUUACAUGAGCGCCCUGCUCGAAAAACGCGGCUUCACAGGUGACUUGAAAGCACUUGUUGAGUCGGCACGCUCAAAGGUUGACCUUGACGCCAUAGAGCCGUCGGAUGACGAACACGCGGAAAACACUGCAGCUUCAACGCCAAUAGUAAGCGGGCCAACCCAGCUGGCGCGUCUCCCGGCUAGCACGCCCAACGCGGCACCUGCAAGCAAAGCACCGUUAUCACGACUAGGCAGCAAGAAGGGCAACGCUCAUAUGCAAGCUCGUCUUCCGCUUUCGUUCCCGUCAUCUGUUAGUUUUGAGGAUAGUCACGACAUGCCGGACUCGCCGGUAGACCUUAGCCCUAAUACGGUUGACUCUAAUCCCGGCCUGGUUAGUGACCACGACGAUGAUGACGACGAGGAUGGAGACGACACGCACAGCCAGCCCGACUUGAUCAUGAACGACGACGUAGUUGUUGAGGAUGCGAGUGACGUGGAGGGUGUGCAGGAGCGCACUGGAUCCCGACAAAGAUUGGAUGGAUGUUUCGAGAAGGGCGAAGGGAGUCGCAAACACUAG
Molecule: messenger RNA, 1908 nt
Organism: Dothidotthia symphoricarpi CBS 119687
Lineage: Eukaryota; Fungi; Ascomycota; Dothideomycetes; Pleosporales; Dothidotthiaceae
Exons: 1
Coding region: 1-1908 (635 amino acids)
Source: RefSeq, a predicted model, not a curated record